This is a messenger RNA of Vanessa tameamea, 4103 nucleotides long. RefSeq names its product perilipin-4-like. The transcript is spliced from 31 exons. Bases 260 to 3277 code for a protein of 1005 amino acids. NCBI's taxonomy places the organism in Eukaryota, Metazoa, Arthropoda, Insecta, Lepidoptera, Nymphalidae. The record is from RefSeq and is a predicted model, not a curated record. Gene Ontology annotation, cellular component: plasma membrane.
UGUUAAUUGUAUCAUUCAGUCGGAAACCGAAUAGUGUUCGGUUGAGUUCGGAUUUGAGCAUUUCGCCUUUUCUUGCACUUGCGGUACGAAUUUGAAGGUUGCGGAUAUUAUUACGGUGAUUUGGUCAUACUAUGUACUUUGGAAUAGCGUAGAUUUAAAAUUAGUGUGGCACUGACUCGUUUUGACGUUGAAAUUAAUUUAUCUGUGACUUAAUUCAUCAGAUCAUUAAUUUAACUUGUGGCUUUUAUCAACAGGAAAAAUGUUCAGCGGAAUCGCAGACAAGAACCUUGGAGCGUUCCGAAGCAUCGGAGAGAAGACAGCAUCUCUCUUCGAGAGGAAGAAGAAGGAUGCAGAACAGAUCGCUCAGGAGAAAGUAGCAGAAGCUGCCCAUGUUGUUGAAGAACAAGUUAAGAAGACCGGAGAACUCGUCGGCGGGGCUGAGAAGACGGCGUCUGAUGCUGCUAACUCCGCUGCAAACGCGAAACACUCGGCGAUUGACGCGCUGGAUAAAGAAUUGUCGAAAGUUUCGCUUGCUGCCGGUGAAGCUAAGGAUGCUGCCGACAGAGCCUUAGCCGAUGGGAAGAAGGUGGUCGACACUACUAAAGAUACUAUUUCAACAACAGUAGAUAAUACGAAAAAGGCAGCUGAAUCAGCUAUAAACACAGCUAAAGAUACAGUAUCACAUGUAGUUCAAAGCACAAUAGAUACAACACAAAAAACUGCACAAUCAACAAUAGAAUCUGGGAAGACGUACGCAGCUAGUGCUAAAGAUUCAGUAGUGAACACAAUUCAAAGCACUGUUGAUACCACGCAAAAAAUAGGACAAUCCGCUGUAGAAACUGGCAAAUCCUACGCUAUAAGUGCUAAAGAUACAACAGCUGAUGCAAUUCAAAAUACGGUGGAUAGCACUAAAAAAACAGGCCAAACUGCAUUCACAGCUAGCAAAGAUUACGUUGCUUCUGCGAAAGAUUCAGUAGCAAGUACCGUACAAAGUACAUUAGAUGCAUCAAAGGCCACAGCACAACCUACGUUUGAUUCUAGCAAACAAUAUGCUACAAGUGCGAAAGAUACACUUGUAAGUAAUAUUCAAAGCACAGUAGACACAACACAAAAAGUAGCUAAUUCCGCACUUGAAACAGGCAAAGAUUAUGCAACGAUUGCAAGAGAUACAGUGUCAAACACUGUAGUAGGUGCACAAAAAAGUGCUCAGUCAACCUUCGAAACCGGCAAAUCUUAUGUCGGCGGUGCCAAAGAUACAGUAGCAAGUACGUUUGAAAGUACAGUAGAUGCUACACAAAAAACAGGUCAAUCUGCGCUUGAAACAGGGAAAUCCUACGCCACAAGCGCAAAAGAUUCUGUUGCAAGUAGCAUUCAAAGCACUGUUGACACAACACAAAAAACAGCACAGUCUCUUUUUGAUUCUGGUAAAACAUAUGCAUCUAGUGCUAAAGAUUCUGUUGCAAGUAGUAUUCAAAGCACUGUUGACACAACACAAAAAACAGCACAGUCGCUUGUUGAUUCUGGUAAAUCAUACGCUUCUAGUGCCAAAGAUACUGUAGCAGAUGCGGUUAAUAAUACGGUUGAAGGAACCAAAAGUAUCGCUAAUUCAACUACAGAAACGACUAAAUCGUACGUGGAAAGCGCUAAAGAUUCAGCCCAAAACUCAUAUCAAUCUGCAUUGGAUUUCUCGAAGAGUUAUGCGUUUUCUGCUUACGAUAUCGGAAAAUCUUACCUAGAUAGUGCUAAAGAUACAGUAGCGAGUACAGUAGAUAGUACAGUGAAAGCUGCUCAUAGUUCUGUCGAAACAGGAAAAUCUUAUGUGGAUACAGCCAAAGAUACCGUAGCGAGCUCCGUUCAUUCAACUGUUGAUAGUACUAAAACUGUAGCGGCAUCAGCGCUUGAUAAAGGUUCAGCUUUGAUAGGAGGCGUUAAAGAUACAGUAGCAAGUACUGUGCACUCAACAGUAGAUACAACAAAAAAUGUAGCAGCAUCCGCUGUAGAUAAGGGAGUUUCGCUAGUAGAAACCGUAAAAGGUACCGCUGCAAGUACUGUAGAUGCAACUAAAAAUGUUGCUGCGUCUGUUGUUGAUAAGAGCACAUCACUUAUAGGAAGCGCUAAAGAUAAUCUAGCAAGCACCAUACACACGACAGUAGAUACCACUAAAAAUGUAGCAGCGUCAGCUUUCGAUAAAGGCUCAUCAUUAGUAGGAUCAGCUAAAGAUACUGUAGCAAGCACUGUUCAAUCCACUGUCGAUUCAACUAAAAACGUUGCAACAUCUGCUGUCGAUAAAGGCGCUUCAUUAGUAGAGGCUGCUAAAGGAACCGUGGCAAGCACAAUAGACACCACGAAAAAUGUCGCAUCAUCCGCAGUAGAUAAAGGUUUUUCUAUAGUUGGCACAGCUAAAGACACUGUAGCGAGCACUGUUAAUACUACUGUAGACGCAACUAAGAGCGUAGCAGCAUCAGCUAUCGAUAAAGGAUCAUCCCUUGUAGGAUCAGCUAAAGAUACUGUAGCCAGUACAUUAGAUACAACCAAAAAUGUUGCCUCAACGGCUGUAGAUAAGGGCCUUUCGUUUGUCGGUACUGCUAAAGAUACCGUAUCAAAUACAGUUCAAAAUACAUUAGACUCAACCAAGAGUGUAGCUGGAUCGGUUUAUGAUAAGAGCUCUUCAAUUGUGACCGGCGCUAAAGAUACAGUAACGUCCUCGGUGGGGGGCAGGACUGGUGCUGAUGAACAAACUAAAACUAUUAUUGAUAAUGUUAAAGAUAUAUUCUCAAGCAAGACCGAAGGUGCAAAAGAUUCUGCUGAAUCGUCAGUAAAUAAUGUUAAGGAAACCGCCCAGGAAUUAGACGACACAAUCAACGCUACAGUAGACACGACGAAGAAGACUGCAGAAGAAGCCAAGGCUCAGGCUCUGAGAGCCGCUGAAGACGCAAAGGAGAAGGCUAGAUUAGCCGCUGAGGCCGCUAAAGAGGAGGCUAAGAGGGCUGCCAAUGCUGCCGUUGAAGAGUCUAAGAAAGCGGCCGAGAAGGCGGCGGCGGAUGCCAGUAACGCCGUGCAGAGCACCGUCGACAACACCUUCAAGAGAGUAGAGAACGCUGCUGACCAGGGCUUGAAGAACGCGGGACAAGUAGUCGACGCUAAAAUCAAGGACGCCGACAAGUUCUUGAACGAGAAACGUGACGCGCUGGUAUCAAACUUUUCGAGCGCAGCGCACGACGGAGCCGAAGGCGCUGCGGGUUUGCUUAGCAAGGGACUGGCUGCCUUCCCCAAAUAAACAUUGCUUAUCUAGUACCUGCUCCGCUCGGGAAACUUACAACGUUCUAUAGUAUAUAAGCAUAAAACUAUUUAUAUAUAAUAAAAAAAAACAAUAUACUGUAUAAUAUAUGUCUAAAGAUAAAACAUAUUAUUGAAUUGUAAAGUUUUCCCGAUUUAUUGUUUUAUAUUCUUGCACAAUUUUAUGCAUUAAUCGAAAAUGUAAAGCUUAGUUAUGUAAUAAUUCGAGCCUAAAGUACCGCGAUUACAAUCUCAUGUCACAAAUUUGUGAAAUUAUACGAAUACGUUCAUUACAUUAGUUGUUGAUAAUUUAAGUUAUUUUAUAAGGAUUUCUUUUAUUGGAUUCUCUCGCAUUUGGUGUGCAUUUUCAAUAAUUAACAGAAACUAUGCUUAGCAUAUACCGUCCAUGUUGCCUUUAUAACGGUCAAUUUUUUUCGCUAACAAUUACAUCAAAAAUGUCGUGUGAUGUUACAGUGUUGCUUAAAUAAAAUUAGUCAUAGGAAUUUAUAAAAACUGCUUUGCAGUCUAUUUUAUAUAUAAAUAUAUUAUUCCUAUAUUAAAAAAAAAAAGUCUUAAACCUGAAAAUAGAUAUUUAUUACAUAAAACAAAUUAAAAUUAUUAUCAUAAAGAUAUAUAUUAUGUUACAAGAUAUACAUAUAUGUUUUAGAAAUUUAAAUGUCAUGCUUAGUAAUUGUUGUGCGCAGUUGAAUUUCGUCGCUAAUGUACCUAAAUCCUCUUAUACGGUUAUGUUUUUAUAUGUUACUUUUAUUAUUGUAAAUUAUCGUCAAAAACGUGUUAUUUAAUAAAUGCAUUACCAUCAAAUAUAA